AUGCUGAAAACUCUGGAAAAUAUGCCAAAAAUGUGGAAUUCACCAAUUUCAGUCGGAAUAUUUAUAGAUGAAAAAACUCAAAAAUCUCUAGAAUAUUUAAGAAAUUUACACAAGUGUGAUAAUGAAUUCCAAAGAAAAAUGACCAUCCACGUUGCCUUCCGGAAAUCCGCAUUUCAAAAAAGUUGUCCUUCAUUGCUCAGAUCCAAAAAUUCUAAAAUUUCGUGCUUUGAAUUUCUGAGCCAUCAAAAAUCCUAUCGAGAUGAAAUUCCAAGUUUCUUUGGGCUUUAUCCGUUUGGAUUAAUGAGAAAUAUUGCAAGAAAAGGAGCAAAAUCUGAUAUACAUUUCGUAAUGGAUUCUGAUAUGAUUGUUAGUGAAGGAAUGGAUCAAAAAAUUAAGAAAAUCGCCAAUAAAAUGUUGGAUGGGAAAUCGAAGAAUGUGAUUUUAGUUAGAAGAUUUGAAAAUGCAAUGGGUACCGUAAUCCCAAGAAACGUUAAGGAUUUAGAGGAGUCUAUGAGAAAUAAUAUAACAUUCGAAUUCCAUCAUAAAUAUUUUUUCAAAGGACACAAAAUUCCAAAUCUCACAUUUUGGCGCACUCAAUCUCAAGAUAAUUUACCAGUGACCACAUGGAAUGAACCGUACUCUAAUCCUGACUGGGAACCUCAACCGAUUCUCCAUCGAAGCUCUCCAUUGGGUGCCGACUACGUUCCAUCGCGUGUGAAAACCAUGUGCUCCUUAAUUUACAAAUUAUGCAGAGCUGGAUAUAAUUUUCAUGUCAUUUCUCAUGUUUUUAAUGUCCAGGAAGGCAUAAAACUGGAUAAUACGGUUUAUGGAAAUGCAAUUGCUCACCAUCAAUACACUUAUGCUAGGGACAAGGUUCAAGAACGAUUCACAAAUGAAAUGGACUGGAAAUAUCCUGGAACAAGAGAAAAGUGUGGAAAUUUUGUUUUUUGA
This is a messenger RNA of Caenorhabditis briggsae, 951 nucleotides long. The coding region runs from base 1 to 951 and encodes 316 amino acids. Lineage: Eukaryota; Metazoa; Nematoda; Chromadorea; Rhabditida; Rhabditidae. The transcript is spliced from 5 exons. The record is from RefSeq and is a predicted model, not a curated record.